This is a messenger RNA of Hermetia illucens (black soldier fly), 2332 nucleotides long. It is a transcript of the gene ArgRS, whose product is annotated as probable arginine--tRNA ligase, cytoplasmic. Bases 234 to 2255 code for a protein of 673 amino acids. Gene Ontology annotation, biological process: arginyl-tRNA aminoacylation. Gene Ontology annotation, molecular function: ATP binding; arginine-tRNA ligase activity. The record is from RefSeq and is a predicted model, not a curated record. NCBI's taxonomy places the organism in Eukaryota, Metazoa, Arthropoda, Insecta, Diptera, Stratiomyidae. The transcript has 6 exons. Gene Ontology annotation, cellular component: cytoplasm.
GACAAUUCACCUACACAACUGCGGACUCAAAGACGGGAAAUUGCAUUUUCCAAUUGUCUUCUCAGCCGGCAUAUUCCAGCGUCCGUAUUGGCUCCUCACCGUCCCCUGAUUGGACAGAGAACGUCAAUUACAUGUGGCGUUUUUGAAAUCAAACUUGGAACGUCAACAUUGUGGGAGUGCUUGGGUUUUCCUCGCGAGUGUUUUCAGAGAAAUUCUUAAAAAUUAAGCGGAAAAUGACUUCACUGGAAGCUGAGGAGAAGCGAUUGAAAAGUAUAGAACGUGAAAUCAGGUCCGUCCAAUCAGAAAUCGAGAAGACAUCACGAGGCGAAGGACUAGAAGAUUGCGAUGAAGAACUCACCAAACUACAAUUGGAAAACACAAAACUCAAACACCGACUGGAAAUUCUCAACAAAGCAAUCAGCAAUGAACGCAAAAACUCCCCUCGUACAUCACAAAAGCCCCCCGUACAGAGCAACAUUACCGAAAUGGUUUCAAUAACUGAUCACUUGUUGGAGUUAUUUGGUGCAGCCAUUCGUGCUUCCUUCCCCAACUUGACGGAUCCACCAGUUAUUAUCACACCCUCGACAAAUGCCAAAUUUGGUGACUAUCAGUGCAACAGUGCAUUGCCCAUCGCCCAGGUUCUGAAAAAUCAAGGCGAGAAGGUCAGCCCACGCGAUAUUGGUGUAAAAAUUACCACAAAUCUGGCCGCAUCACCUUUGGUUGAGAAAACAGAAGUGGCUGGUCCGGGAUUUGUGAAUGUAUUUCUUGAAAAGAAAUAUGGCGUAAAUGCUAUCUCCUCAGUCCUGAAGAACGGAGUAAAGCCGCCAAAAUUCAAGAAGAGCCGAGUCAUUGUGGAUUUCUCCUCGCCAAAUAUCGCAAAAGAAAUGCAUGUCGGCCAUUUACGAUCGACAAUUAUCGGAGACUCGAUUUGCAGGCUCCUCGAAUUUCUCGGACAUGAUGUGGUCCGGUUGAAUCACGUAGGGGAUUGGGGUACUCAGUUUGGAAUGCUUAUUGCACACUUGGAGGAUCGUUUCCCGAACUUCACAAAAGAAAGUCCACCAAUUGGAGAUUUGCAGGCUUUCUACAAAGAAUCGAAGAAAAGGUUCGAUGAGGAUGAAGUGUUCAAAAAACGCGCCUACAGCUGUGUAGUGAAACUCCAAUCCGGUGAUCCAGAUUCAACUAAGGCCUGGCAGCUGAUUUGUGAUGUUUCACGAAAGGAAUUCCAGAAAAUCUAUGACCGCCUGGAUAUUAAGAUCACUGAGCGUGGUGAAUCCUUUUACCAAAGUCGAAUGGUCGAUAUUGUGAAAGAGUUGACCAGCAAAAACAUGCUCGAAGAAGACGAAGGCCGGAAAAUUAUGUGGGGAGAACAGCAUGGCCAAGGUAUUCCGCUGACGAUUAUCAAGUCUGACGGCGGUUUCACCUACGACACUUCCGAUAUGGCUGCCAUAAAAAAUCGAUUGGCUGAGGAGAAGGCCGAUUGGGUUGUCUAUGUCACCGACGCUGGACAGGCAACACAUUUCAAAUCGAUAUUUUCGUGUGCAAAACGGGCAGGAAUACUGGACCCAACCAAACAUCGAAUAGAUCAUGUUGGAUUUGGAGUUGUUUUGGGUGAAGAUGGUAAAAAGUUCAAAACUCGUUCUGGGGAUACUGUGAAACUCGUUGACUUGCUGGAUGAAGGCCUGAAGCGUUCGCUAGACAAAUUGAAAGAGAAAGAGCGCGACAAGGUUCUCACCCCCGACGAAUUGAAAAAGGCCCAAGAAUCCGUUGCUUAUGGUUGCAUCAAAUACGCAGAUUUGUCCCAUAAUCGCAACAACGAGUACAUUUUCUCCUUCGACAAAAUGUUGGAAGAUCGAGGUAACACAGCUGUAUACCUACUCUACGCCUACACUCGCAUCAAAUCAAUUGCCCGGAACUGUGGCAAGGACUUUACAGCGAAUAUUAAGAAAAUCAUCCAAGAAACACCAAUCCCAGUUGAACACGAGAAGGAGUGGAAACUGGUUAAGGUUUUACUCAAAUUUCCGGAUGUCAUAACGAAAAUCUCCAAGGAUCUGUGUUUGCAUCAUCUUUGCGAAUUUGUUUACGAUGUAAGCACGACGUUUACGGAGUUCUACGACAGUUGCUAUUGCAUCGAGAAGAACCCACAAGGAGAGAUCAUUAAAGUAAAUAACGGUCGGGUUCUGUUGUGCGAAGCAACGGCUGCGAUAUUGGGAGAAUGUUUUGAUAUUCUAGGUCUGAAGCCGGUUUCAAAGAUUUAAAGUGGAUUUUGUUGUGAGUGAUGUUUUGUAUUACGCAAUUUGAUACGUAAUAAAAUACGAGCGAAGAAAUAUGCAUA